Oncorhynchus masou masou (cherry salmon) is the source of this 5254-nucleotide messenger RNA. Its product is annotated as ras-GEF domain-containing family member 1C-like. The transcript is spliced from 14 exons. NCBI's taxonomy places the organism in Eukaryota, Metazoa, Chordata, Actinopteri, Salmoniformes, Salmonidae. Gene Ontology annotation, biological process: Ras protein signal transduction; positive regulation of GTPase activity. The coding region runs from base 563 to 2077 and encodes 504 amino acids. Gene Ontology annotation, cellular component: plasma membrane. Gene Ontology annotation, molecular function: guanyl-nucleotide exchange factor activity. The record is from RefSeq and is a predicted model, not a curated record.
CGUCGUUAGUUCCCUCUCAGCUCUCUGAGGACGACUGAUGCGCUGACCAGCCCUGCUGUAGCCUGUCACUCUCGGGGUUGUCUGGCCGUGGACACAGACUGGACUGGACAUCCGUGAUUGUAUUUUUAAAAAUGAGCUGGUACAUUACCACACCUUUGUUGCGCGUUGAAGACACUAUAUGAACAGUGAAGGGACUUUCCGUGAACGAAGAGACUCCUGGUUUUCAGUUGGGGUUUAUUUUACGCGUAUUUUUCUGUGAAGGUUACGGAUCUUGCUCAAGAAUAAGGGCGUUUUAGAAGAUGAAGACAAGUGAAUGAUCACGCGAAUAUAUGUGCUACUGUAAACCAAGACAUUGCCCUGAGUAGACCCUAACGUCAUUCCAUUGUGGUUUAACACAAAUCAGCUUCCUUGGAUCUUACUUUUGUUGUGUUAGUGUAUUUUUGCAUAAUAUAUUUUUCCCCCAAUGAUUUUUGGAUUAGCAGAACUGUAGAAUUAAUAUAAUACAGGGAAUACUCGCCAAGAGGGAAGAUGGGGAACAGUGUCUAGAACUGCCAGGAGAGGAAUGCCCCAGACUGUGUUCCCAGCAGCAGGCACCAUGUUCACCCCCAGUGGCUUCAGCCCCCACCUGGCCUCCACCUGCUCUGAGGCUGACCCUGAGGAGGAGGAAGGCCCCCAGGAGGCCAGAGGACCUGGGGCUUGCGUGGCCGACGGACCCCCCAUUACCUCCGCCUCUCUGGACACUCUCAUCCAGCACCUAUGUCCUAUGUGUUUAACCCAUUGUCCCCCUCCACAGAAAGCCUAUGUGUUUACGUUCCUGCUGAGUGCUCGUCUGUUCAUCUCUCCUCCUGAGCUGCUGGCCAGACUCUGUGACACCUGCAUCAAACAACAACAGUUGGACCAGAGUCCAAUGGACACGGCUAAAGUGAGGAAGUUUGGUCCCAAGAUCCUGCAGCUGCUGACUGAGUGGACAGAGACGUUUCCCACAGACUUCAGAGACGAGAAGAUGGUGGGCCUUUUCAAAGAUAUCAUCCACAGGAUAGCACCCUGUGAUGAGGCGUAUUGGAAGACACUGAACCAGGUUUUGCAGACACUGAACCAGAAGCUGGCAGCCAUCGCCCAGGGAGAGGAGAGCAUUGUCAAAGUGAAUGCCUCCUCAGUCUCCUCAAUCUCAGACAAGCUGGUGGGCUUCAAGACCAAGCCUCCACCUAUCCAGAAGGAUAUACUAUCUAUCUGCAAUGACCCAUACACACUGGCACAGCAACUCACCCAUGUGGAACUGGAACAUCUCAGUUAUAUCGGUCCUGAGGAGUUUGUCCAAGCCUUUGUUCAGAAAGACCCACUAGAUAGCACUCAGCCGUGUUUCAGUGAGCAGAAGAAGAAGACCACUAACCUGGAGGCUUAUGUCAGGUGGUUCAACAGGCUGUGCUACCUGGUAGCUACUGAGAUCUGUAUGCCUGCUAAGAAGAAACAGAGAGCCCAGGUGAUUGAGUUCUUCAUCGACGUGGCCAGAGAGUGCUUCAACAUUGGCAAUUUCAACUCCCUCAUGGCCAUCAUCUCUGGUAUGAAUAUGAGUCCUGUGUCUCGGUUGAAGAAGACAUGGGGUAAAGCCAAGACUGCCAAGUUCUUCAUCCUGGAGCAUCAGAUGGACCCUACUGGAAACUUCUACAACUACAGAACAGCACUUAGGGGAGCCGUCCACAGGUCCCAGACUGCUAAUAGCAUCAGGGAGAAGAUUGUGAUUCCCUUCUUCAGCCUACUGAUCAAAGACAUAUACUUCCUGAAUGAGGGAUGUGCCAACCGCUUGCCCAAUGGCCAUGUACAUUUUGCAAAAUUUGUGGAAUUGGCUCGCCAGGUGGGAGAGUUUAUGACGUGGAAACAGAUAGAGUGUCCGUUUGAGACAGACAGGAGCAUCCUCCACUACCUCCACACUGCUCCCAUCUUCAGUGAGGACGGCCUCUACCUGGCAUCCUAUGAGAGUGAGAGCCCAGAGAACCAGGUAGAGAAGGACAGAUGGAAAGCACUCAGGUCUAAUAUUCUGGUGAAGACAAAAGAGCUAAAAGAGCACCAUGGCAGCUAACCCUCAGGCCAGCCCAGCGAGGGAGGGAGGGGGGGGAGUGGAAUCACUCCAACAAACUGUGAAGGAGCCUAGCUGGUGCCGAGGUGUUUUUCUACACAUGAGGAAUAGACGUGAUGAAAGAAGAAUGAUGAACAGGAUUCAUCAACAUCAUGACCAGUAAAAACACAAUGGAAGAACAAAGGUCAACAAGCAGUGAAAAGUGAAGCUACUGUAUGCACACUAACUGGGGGAGUACAAUGGCAUUACCUUUGGUUUGACUUUUGUACAUGGGGUACAUAAUAAGGGAUAAAUCAAUCCCGCAAUCUUGGUGUUUAUUUACUCUAUAUCAUCUUUCUUUGUCUUUCCUCUUUCUUUCUUUCUAUCUCAUCUUUUUUUCUCUCUCAUCUUUCUUUCUCUCCAAAGCCUUGUGUAAGGUUUCUAUUGUACUGUUAGAAUCCUUUAAAAGUAAGAGUAACUAUGAUGUGAAGGGCGCUGGCUUGCCCACUUAGCUGCCGGACUGUGUUUGGUCCUCUACUUCUUAAGACUACUACUGAAGACUACUUCUAAAGACUACUUCUAAAGACUACAACUGAAGACUACAACUAAAGACUACUACUAAAGACUACUACUAAAGACUACUACUAAAGACUACUACUAAAGACUACUACUGAAGACUACUACUAAAGACUACUACUAAAGACUACUACUAAAGACUACAACUGAAGACUACAACUAAAGACUACUACUAAAGACUACUACUAAAGACUACUACUGAAGACUACUACUAAAGACUACUACUAAAGACUACUACUGAAGACUACUACUGAAGACUACUUCUAAAGACUAUGUCUAAAGACUAUGUCUGAAGACUACUACUGAAGACUACUACUGAAGACUAAUUCUAAAGACUACUACUAAAGACUACUACUGAAGACUACUUCUAAAGACUAUGUCUAAAGACUACAACUGAAGACUACUACUGAAGACUACUUCAAAAGACUACUUCUAAAGACUACUUCUAAAGACUACUUCUAAAGACUACGACUAAAGACUACGACUAAAGACUACUUCUAAAGACUACCAAUGAAGACUACUUCUAAAGACUACUUCUAAAGACUACGACUAAAGACUACUUCUAAAGACUACUUCUAAAGACUACUUCUUAAGACUACUUCUAAAGACUACUACUGAAGACUACUUCUAAAGACUACCACUGAAGACUACUUCUAAAGACUACUUCUUAAGACUACUUCUAAAGACUACUACUGAAGACUACUACUGAAGACUACUUCUAAAGACUACCACUGAAGACUACUUCUAAAGACUACUUGUAAAGACUACUUGUAAAGACUACUUGUAAACACUACAACUGAAGACUACUUCUUAAGACUACUUCUUAAGACUACUUCUAAUUACUACUACUGAAGACUACUACUGAAGACUACUUCUAAAGACUACCACUGAAGACUACUUCUAAAGACUACUUUUGAAGACUACUUUUGAAGACUACUUGUAAAGACUACUUGUAAAGACUACUUGUAAAGACUACUUCUAAAGACUACCAAUGAAGACUACUUCUGAAGACUACUUCUAAAGACUACUACUGAAGACUACUACUGAAGACUACUUCUAAAGACUACUUCUAAAGACUACUUCUAAAGACUACUUUUGAAGACUACUUGUAAAGACUACUUGUAAAGACUACUUGUAAAGACUACUUGUAAAGACUACCAAUGAAGACUACUUCUGAAGACUACGACAAAAGACUACUUCUAAAGACUACUUCUAAAGACUACCACUUAAGACUACCACUUAAGACUACCUCUUAAGACUACCUCUUAAGACUACUUCUAAAGACUACCACUGAAGACUACUUCUAAAGACUACUAUUGAAGACUACUUCUAAAGACUACUUCUAAAGACUACUUCUAAAGACUACCAAUGAAGACCACUUCUAAAGACUACUUCUAAAGACUACUUCUAAAGACUACUUCUAAAGACUACUACUAAAGACUACUUCUAAAGACUACUAUGAAAGACUACUACUAAAGACUAUAUCGAAAGACUACUACUAAAGACUACUUCUAAAGACUACUAUGAAAGACUACUACUAAAGACUAUUUCGAAAGACUACUACUAAAGACUACUUCUAAAGACUACUACUAAAGACUACUAUUGAUUACUUCUACUAAAGACUACUUCUAAAGACUACUUCUAAAGACUACUUCUAAAGACUACUUCUAAAGACUACUUCUAAAGACUACUACUAAAGACUACUUCUAAAGACUACUAUUGAUUACUUCUACUAAAGACUACUUCUAAAGACUACUACUAAAGACUACUUCUAAAGACUAUUUCUAAAGACUACUACUAAAGACUACUUCUAAAGACUACUACUAUUGAUUACUUCUACUAAAGACUACUUCUAAAGACUACUUCUAAAGAAUACUACUAAAGACUACUAUUAAAGACUACUACUAAAGACUACUACUAAAGACUACUUCUGAAGACUACUAUCUAUUACUUCUAAAGACUACUUCUAAAGACUACUAUCAAUGACUUCUACUAAAGACUACUUCUAAAGACUACUAUUGAUUACUUCUACUAAAGACUACUUCUAAAGACUACUACUAAAGACUACUUCUAAAGACUACUUCUAAAGACUACUUCUAAAGACUACUACUAAAGACUACUUUGAAAGACUACUACUAAAGACUACUACUAAAGACUACUAUUGAUUACUUCUACUAAAGACUACCUCUAAAGACUACUACUAAAGACUACUACUAAAGACUACUUCUAAAGACUACUAUCGAUUACUUCUACUAAAGACUACUACUAAAGACUACUUCUAAAGACUACUAUCGAUUACUUCUACUAAAGACUACUUCUAAAGACUACUACUAAAGACUACUACUAAAGACUACUUCUAAAGAUGACUACUAAAGACUACUAUUGAUUAAUUCUACUAAAGACUACUUCUAAAGACUAAUAUCUAUUACUACUACUAAAGACUACUUCUAAAGACUACUAUCAAUUACUUCUACUAAAGACUACUUCUAAAGACUACUAUUGAUGACUUCUACUAAAGACUACUUCUAAUGACUACUGACUACUAUUGAUGACUUUUACUAGACUACUUCUAAAGACUACUAUUGAUGACUUCUACUAAAGACUACUAAAGAUUACUUCUACUAA